GGGUAGGUGCCAUAGGAGUAAUCCUCUCGGACCGAUCGAGAUCUCCCUACUCAAGCUCAUCUCCCAUCCGAGUCAACUCAACCUCUUCCGGUACUUCAUUUUCUCCAUCAAACUCUGACUCACGCAAGUGGUGGAGUUGAAAUUGAGAAUUGGGGAUUGAGCUGUGUCAAGAGGAAGAGAAAAAGAUGAGUGAAGUAUUUGAAGGAUAUGAGAGGCAAUAUUGUGAGCUCUCUGCCAAUUUGUCUAGAAAGUGUAACUCUGCUGCUCUUGCUGAUGGAGAGCAAAAGAACCAACAAGUUUCUGACAUCAAAGCAGGACUUGAUGAUGCUGAUGUUUUGAUUCGGAAAAUGGAUCUUGAGGCAAGAAGUCUGCAGCCAAGUUUGAAGGCUACACUGCUUGCUAAGCUCAGAGAAUAUAAAUCUGAUUUAAAUAAGUUGAAAAGAGAAGUUAAGAAAUUAACAUCAGCAAAUUCUGUCCAAGCUGCCCAUGAGGAGCUGUUGGAGGCUGGAUUGGCCGAUUCGCAUAUGGCUUCUGCAAACCAAAGAGAAAGAGUGAUGAUGACUACGGAGAGACUGAAUCAGUCGAGCGACCGAAUCAGAGAAAGCCGGAGAGCAGCUCUGGAGACAGAAGAUCUUGGAGUCUCAAUCCUCGGGGAUUUGCAUCAACAACGUGAAACUCUUCUACACUCUAAUACGAAGCUUCAUGGAGUAGAUGAUGCCAUCGAUAAGAGCAAGAAAGUCUUGACUUCUAUGUCCAGACGGAUAACACGGAAUAAGUGGAUUCUUGGCUCCAUUAUUGCAGCCCUCGUCCUGGCCAUCCUCGUUAUCCUGUAUUUCAAGCUAUUUCAUUAGUUAACCUUUUGAUUCCUUUGGGCUUGUAUAUAGAUUAUAUUGCUGACCAAUCACUUUGGCAUGUAUUUACUUGUGUAUUUUGGUUCAUGUUCCAUUAUAAUUUGCACUUGUGGUUUGCCACUCGACAGCACACAUUUUCUCUUCAAGGUUAAAUAGCGCAUAACAGGCAUGUGUAAUCGAAGUACGCCGCGGUUUCUGGUUUUUAUCAAUGAAACAUAAGCAUGAUAAGAAAGCGUUUGAUCGAUCA
This is a messenger RNA of Coffea eugenioides, 1098 nucleotides long. Its product is annotated as vesicle transport v-SNARE 12-like. Gene Ontology annotation, molecular function: SNAP receptor activity; SNARE binding. Gene Ontology annotation, cellular component: SNARE complex; endoplasmic reticulum membrane; ER to Golgi transport vesicle membrane. The record is from RefSeq and is a predicted model, not a curated record. The transcript is spliced from 6 exons. Gene Ontology annotation, biological process: vesicle fusion; intracellular protein transport; vesicle-mediated transport. Lineage: Eukaryota; Viridiplantae; Streptophyta; Magnoliopsida; Gentianales; Rubiaceae. Bases 186 to 851 code for a protein of 221 amino acids.